AUGUUGAAGUGUAUGAAGAAUACAGGAUAUUUUGAUGAGGAAGUAGAUGAUAUAGAUGAAGAAAAUGAGGAUGAAGAGGACAAAGAGGACAAAGAAAAAAAAAAUAGUAGAAAUAAAGAAGAUGAGAAUGAAGGGAAAGAGGAGAAUGAGAGGGAAGAGGAAAAUGAGGAUGAGAGUGAUGAUGUGAUGGGAGAGGAUAAAGUGGAAGAUGAAAAUAAUAAUAGUGAGUAUAGAAAUGAUGAUGAUAAUAAUAAUAAGAACGAAAAUGAUGAGGAGGAUUGGGAAGAUGGUAAUAAUGAAAGUG
Racocetra persica is the source of this 304-nucleotide messenger RNA. NCBI's taxonomy places the organism in Eukaryota, Fungi, Glomeromycota, Glomeromycetes, Diversisporales, Gigasporaceae. The record is from the annotation of a GenBank genome assembly.